Messenger RNA from Letharia lupina, 651 nucleotides. RefSeq lists its product as uncharacterized. The record is from RefSeq and is a predicted model, not a curated record. Gene Ontology annotation, molecular function: iron ion binding; monooxygenase activity; oxidoreductase activity, acting on paired donors, with incorporation or reduction of molecular oxygen. Lineage: Eukaryota; Fungi; Ascomycota; Lecanoromycetes; Lecanorales; Parmeliaceae. The transcript is spliced from 4 exons. The coding region runs from base 1 to 651 and encodes 216 amino acids.
AUGAUACUUGGUCAAUCUGUCGAGAGCUUCAAUCACGAAAUAGGCGACCUGUUCUCGAAAGCCUUCAACAAGGCCUCACUAGUCACCGCUACGCGCGUUCGACUCGGUGACCUAUACUUCUUAGACGCCCUGCGGCAAGACCGUGGCAACGCAGAGAUAUCCGAUAAAUAUACAUUCAUCAACGAUCUCCAAAACGAGCAUCAAGAUGUAGGUCUCGUUCGGGACCAAGUUAUCAACGUGCUCAUUGCAGGUCGGGAUACCACAGUGGCAACAAUGUCCUAUGUCUUCCGCCUUCUUGUGAGACACCCGCAUGUGCUCCAGAAACUUCGGGGCGAAAUUGAGUCCGUCCUUGGACAAGACAACAAUAUUACCAGAGCGUAUAUUCAGCGCAUGCCUUACCUUCAGCACGUCAUCAAAGAAAGUGGCGGUCCAGACGGCCGUUCUCCAGUCUUAGUUCGAGAAGGAAUGCCUGUUGCAUAUUCAGUGUACCAUAUGCAUCGGCGCAAGGAUAUAUAUGGCUCCGAUGCUGGAUCUUUUCGACCCGAAAGAUGGGAAGGCUCAGAACUCGCGGAUAUCAAAUGGGGUUUUCUGCCGUUUAACGGAGGUCCGCGACUCUGCCUAGGCAGUGAGUCACUCAGGAUUGCUUCCUAG